Molecule: messenger RNA, 944 nt
Organism: Achroia grisella
Lineage: Eukaryota; Metazoa; Arthropoda; Insecta; Lepidoptera; Pyralidae
Product: tRNA (guanine-N(7)-)-methyltransferase
Exons: 6
Coding region: 156-890 (244 amino acids)
Biological process (GO): tRNA methylation; RNA (guanine-N7)-methylation
Cellular component (GO): tRNA methyltransferase complex
Molecular function (GO): tRNA (guanine(46)-N7)-methyltransferase activity
Source: RefSeq, a predicted model, not a curated record
UAUCCUUUGGCACUAAUCUGUGAUUGUGUCAGUUCAAUUUGUCGUUUGCAUAAUAUCGAUUGUUAUAGUUUAUUUUUUGUAUAUCUUAGUAAUAUAAAUUAUAAUAAACCUUAUAAUUGUCCAUUCAUUUAAAUACAAAGAAAAACAAAACAAAAAUGUCAUUGCCACAAAAGAAAUAUUAUAGGCAACGUGCUCAUUCUAACCCUAUAGCAGACCAUUGUUUUGAUUAUCCUGUCCAUCCUAAUGAGUAUGACUGGUCAUCAUUGUAUCCCUCAUUGAAAACUCAUGGAAGUACAGUAAAUGAAAUAGAAUUUUUAGAUGUUGGUUGUGGAUAUGGUGGACUACUGGUAACUUUGUCUCCAAUGUUUCCCAAAAAUUUUAUACUGGGUUUAGAGAUAAGAGUUAAAGUGUCUGAUUAUGUGAAUGAUCGAAUCAAAGCAUUGAGGUUACAACAUCCUGAUCAGUAUCAAAAUAUUGCUGUAUUAAGAACAAAUGCAAUGAAAUAUUUACCAAACUUCUUUAACAAGGGACAGCUAAAGAAGAUGUUUUUUCUGUACCCUGAUCCACAUUUUAAGAAGGCUAAACAUAAAUGGAGAAUAAUUAAUAAAUGGCUUUUGUCUGAAUAUGCUUAUGUUUUGGGAGAGCAAGGUGUGGUGUACACAAUUACAGAUGUAAAAGAUUUGCAUGAUUGGAUGGUAUUACAUUUCGAGGAGCAUCCAUUAUUUGAAAGGAUAUGUGAGGAAGAGUUGAAAUUGGAUCCAAUUGUAGAAAAGUUAUAUGAUAGCACUGAAGAAGGCCAAAAGGUUACACGAAAUCGGGGAGACAAGUUUCUUGCUGUAUUUCGAAGAAUAUCUGAUAAUCUUAGAGAAAAUACAAUAAAUGAUGUUUGAUAUUAUUGCUUUAUUCUUAAGUUAUUAUAGCAUAUAAAAAUAUUUUUUAUUUUA